AUGGUGCUCGCUCUAUUCUCGCGGGGAGCUCUCCGCAGUUCCGUCGCCGCCGGCGUCAGCAGCAAGCGAUCCCUAUCCGAUGUAGCAAUCACACGCACUGGCAAAACUAUUCUACGGACAGAGGGAGGCCGGUCUUCUCUCGGAGGACAUACCGCGACAGUCUUCGGUGCGACGGGUCAAUUGGGUCGGUACAUUGUGAACCGCCUCGCCCGUCAGGGAUGCACCGUUGUCGUCCCUUUCCGCGAAGAAAUGACAAAGCGACACCUGAAACUGACUGGUGACCUCGGCCGCGUUAUUUUUGUUGAGUACGAUCUUCGCAACACUGCUUCCAUCGAAGCAAGUGUGAGGCACUCGGAUGUCGUGUACAACCUUGUUGGCCGGGACUAUCCUACCAAGAACUUUACCCUUGAGGAUGUGCAUGUGGAAGGAACAGAGCGUAUUGCUGAGGCCGUCGCAAAGUACGACGUUGAUCGUUACAUUCACGUCUCGUCUCACAAUGCCGAUGUCAACUCACCCUCUGAAUUCUUCAGAACAAAGGGACGUGGAGAGAUUGUUGCCAGAAACAUCUUCCCUGAGGCCACCAUUGUGCGACCGGCGCCCGUCUUCGGAUUUGAGGAUAACCUUCUGCUGAAGCUUGCUUCCGUACUGAACCUAUUCACAGCCAACAACAUGCAGGAGAAAUUCUGGCCAGUCCACUCCAUCGACGUGGGUGCUGCUCUGGAGAAGAUGCUGUAUGAUGACUCAACGGCCGGCAAGACUUUCGAGCUCUAUGGGCCCAAGCAGUACAGCUUGGCAGAGAUUGCAGCUUUGGUGGACAAGGAAAUCUUCAAGAAGCGACGACACAUCAAUGUGCCCAAGGCCAUCCUAAAACCAGCUGCCAAGGUCCUGAACGACGUUCUGUGGUGGCACACCAUCUCUGCGGAUGAAGUGGAGCGAGAAUUCAUUGACCAAGUCAUUGACCCUGAAGCUAGCACAUUCAAAGAUCUUGGUAUCGAGCCAGGUGACAUCGCCAACUUUACCUACCACUAUCUGCAAGGAUUCCGAAGCUCUAAUUACUACGACCUCCCCCCUGCUACGGAGAAGGAAAAGAAGGAGGACAAGAAAUCGCAAGCACGUGAGGUCAAUAAGCAAGUGACCACAAACACUUACGUCUGCGACCAUCCAACUCCGGCAUCUUCGCUCGACGGACAUUUCAGAGCCCAGCGUAGCAUCUUAUAUUCGCCUCUGCGCAAGCCGAUCCGGACCAGCCGCGAUCUCGAUCUUCGCAGCAGCGUCACAUACACCACCGGCGCCGCAAUCGUUCUCGCCGUCGUCACCAUCUCUUACCUUGCGACAGCCAACUUGCGCGAGCACCCAGCAACUACUGCGACUCCGGAAGACAUUGCGAUCGCUUCCCCGCCAUCUAACAGCAUGCCGGACCAAAUCGCACCGGGGCACGUGGGCAACCUCACCCCAGAGCAGGAAGAGAAGCUGCGCCAAUUGUGGCAGGCCUUCUUCCAGCUCUGUGGCGUCCUUGAGGACAAUGCUUCUGCCAGUACGAAUACGGCAGCUCAGGGAAAAGCGGAACCGGCAGAAGCAGAGAAGAAGAGGCGAUUUGGCGUCUUUAAGAGGAAGGGAAACGAAAAGGCCACCACCGCGAGCGAGGCUGCCGAAGACGACAAGUAUGGCCAGACCAAACACUUCCAAGAGGUUCUUGCGACCAACAGCCCGGAGGCAAUUCGGGAGACUUUCUGGAGCAUGGUGAAGCAUGACCACCCGGAUGCCCUCGCGCUGCGCUUCCUUCGAGCUCGCAAGUGGGAUGUGGACAAGGCCCUGGUCAUGUUGGUGUCUACCAUGAGCUGGCGACACAGCGACAUGAAGGUGGACCUUGACAUCAUGGCGAAUGGCGAGGAGGGAGCUGUUGUCAAUCUUCGUAUGGGUAAAAGCUUCUUGCAUGGUGUGGAUAAGCAGGGCCGACCAAUUUGUGUGGUCAGAGUCCGUCUCCAUCGUCAAGGAGAGCAGUGCGAAGAGAGUCUGGAGAGAUACACCGUUUUCCUAAUUGAAACGGCGAGAAUGGUGUUGAGACCACCUGUUGAUACAGCAACCAUCAUCUUCGAUAUGACUGGAUUUUCCAUGGCAAACAUGGACUACACUCCUGUCAAGUUUAUGAUCAAGUGCUUCGAAGCCAACUAUCCCGAAUCUCUUGGAGCUGUUCUUGUUCACAACGCACCGUGGAUCUUCCAAGGAAUCUGGAAGAUCAUCCGCGGCUGGCUGGAUCCGGUGGUGGCGGCCAAGGUUCAUUUCACGAAUAACAAGGGUGACUUGCAGGAAUUCAUCGAACCCUCGCACAUCCUCAAGGAGCUUGGAGGUGACGAAGACUGGGAAUUCAAAUAUGUGGAGCCUGUCGCUGGCGAAAAUGACUUGAUGAAGGAUGUUGAAACCAAGGCAAAGCUUCUCGCGGGCAGGGAAAAGCUUGUCAAGGAGUACGAGGACGCGACUCUACAGUGGAUACACAAGGAGGGCGAAAGCAAAGAAGUCCUGGCUAAGAGGGACGAACUGGCAACACAGCUCAAGGAAGACUAUUGGAGACUCGACCCAUAUCUGCGCGCGCGCUGUCUCUACGACAGACAGGGAAUAUUACAGGGCGGUGCUGCGGCGAACUGGUAUGAACCCUCAAGGGCAGCGACUGCUGAUGGGAAUGGGAAUCUAGACACGUCAAUCAACGAUGUAGAUUAA
Molecule: messenger RNA, 2715 nt
Organism: Trichoderma breve
Lineage: Eukaryota; Fungi; Ascomycota; Sordariomycetes; Hypocreales; Hypocreaceae
Product: CRAL/TRIO domain-containing protein
Exons: 13
Coding region: 1-2715 (904 amino acids)
Source: RefSeq, a predicted model, not a curated record